UUUGUUUGUCCACUCUGCAGGAUCCUUGGUUUGGCCAUCUUCAAAAAAGAACACACCCCUCUUCUAUAACCAACCGUACACAUGGUCCAAUCCAUGCCAAUGAAGAGAGUGGGCAUUCAACAGAAGGAUCAUUCCAUUUAUCAGAUCUAGAGGGGGAUUCUGUCUUGGAGGGAUCGGAUGACAUGGAAUAUUCCUCGGGCUCUGACUGUUCAUCUCCAGUACAAAGGCAGAGGAAACCUCCCAUCUCCAGUACUCGUUUUAUUGAUUCCAGUCAGGACAUAUACCCCAGAGCUAGGACAAUAACUAACAUUGGUCACAGGAUCUCUUCUUCUAAGUAUGAUGGGUUGUCAUGGCAACAGUAUAAAUCUGUUGUUGCUAGGAGGCAAGAUGACAGCAGUCACAUUGGGAGGAUAGAUGCUGAAGGGAAGGAAAAGGGAAGAGUUGUCUCUUCAGAAAAUUUGACGAGAACAUCGUCAGAGUUUCGCAGUGAUGGAUUUUUAGAAUCUAAUGGUCAUCAGGGAAGAUUACCACCGGAUGGGUUGUUAGGAAGAUAUCCUUCAUCACCAAUCUCAUUAUCAGCAUGGGAUACAGUCAAAGGCCAACAUGAUCCGUGCAGAAGUGACAUAGAGCAUAGCCAGGAUGCAAGAAUGUCCACUCUUGUAGGUAGCCAUCGUGACUCAAAUCCCUUUGAGCGCUAUACGUUUGAUCAGGGGGAAAUGCCUGAUGGAAGGUUCCGAAGACCACACCUAGAUGAACCAAGCCUGCAUCUACCUUCAAGAUUUCAUAGCCAGAAUGAAGGAAGUGAUGAUAAUGCACAUUUACUUGGAGAUCAUGGUCAAUCCGUGCCUCCAGGAUCCACAACAAGCCAAACAGCAUCAUCAUACAAUAUUUCUGAAUUCCAAAAAUCAGAAUAUGUCCAGUUUUCAAAGAGAACAAACAUCCAAAGAACUCAAGAUCCAAGACAUGUUGACAACGGUAUUAAUUACACAACUAAUGAUGAUUUAGAUGUAGAUUUCAGUAGAGACACAGUACAAGAUGCUGAAUACCAAACCUAUGAGCAGCUACAUGUACAGUCUAUGUUCCCUGUAGUAUUAGAACAUAGAAAAAAUGGUGCAAAUCUGACAAAGCAAAGUCUUCCACAUUCAAGCCAUGUACCAUUUGAUAAGAUUGUCUCUGACAACAGUUCAUCCCUUGGCCAAAAGCGGCCUCGUAGAAGAAAGCUGGAGACAGAGUUUUCAAAUGCACAAAGAAGCCAAAGUGAAGUGAUUAGAACACAACAAUUUGCUGAAAGUAAUUCAAAGCCCCCAAGAUUAGGUAGGAGAAACAUGAAUGUCCAGCCUGAUUUUCUAGGAAAUGCAGCGAUGCCAGAUCCUGCACUGUCUUCUGUUUUAUCUUCUCACACUACGAGUAUCUCUGUCCAGGGUGACCAAAGGAAUCCUAUGCAGCAUCUAGAAACUGACUCUUUGUUGAUUCAUCAGGAAGAGAAUCUGCAUAGUCACAUUUACAGACAGAAGAAAGGAAUUCAGGACUUACCUGAAGGAGUUCCAGGAUCAACUGGAUCCGUUUCUCCAUCACCUGCACAUGUUGUUCAUCCCCAAGGGAGUGCAUCAGAUACAAUAAAGUCUUCCAGACUGACAGCUUCAUUAUACCCUGAUGGAAUAGACCAAGUGCAGGAUCUGCUGAUGUUCUCAACAGCGCAAUCAACUUCUGAGGGAUCUACAAAUGCCAAAGCAGCUGUACUACCUUUUAGGAAUCACUCGUUGAGUGGUGCAAGAGCAACCAGUGUGUAUUCAUUGACUACCUCAAAAGGUUUAUCAUCGCAAUAUUCACCAGCAUUGUCUUCGUAUUCCGUACCAUCGUCUGGAGUCCUUGAUAAACUACCAUUGCAGACAUCUACUCUGGAAGAUCACCUUUCGCAGCAUUAUACAAACACAGGGUUCUCAACAAGUCAUCUGUCUGAAAGGUAUGAGAAUGAAUCAAUUUCUUUGAACUGCAGCUCAACUGCAUCAAAACAUUCCAAUUACUCAAAACUCGAUCACCAAUCCAAAAUAAAGACUGGUGCAGAUGAUGUGAAAUCAUCAAGAAGAGGGGAUGGUAAACAACGUUCUGGAUCACAAAGUUCACCUCAUGAGCAUGAAGAUCUUCAGGACUUUCUUUUAGAAGAGGAAGGUCUUCCGUUCUUCUUGCAAGAGAGAAGGAAGGAGCUUCAAAGGGCCAUGAAUUAUCAUUUCGAGGAGAGUGAGGAGGAGGAAACACAUGAAGCACAUGCUACACCAAACCAUGAUGAUAAAAUGCUCAGAUGUACUGCUGACACCAUGCCAAAGAAUCGAGGACAUCAUUUAGAAAUGAGUGUGUCCACCAGCGGCAGCCCUCGUCAAGUCACCUCUAUCUUGUGGGUAUUCAAACUGCUAGACAUACUCCACAACCAUCCUGUAGAAAAACAUGAGGUCCUUGUUUCACAGGCAUACUGGUUUAGAAGAUGGUUGAAAAAAGUGAGAUUAUUGAAAAUGAUACACGAAGAGGAGAAGAAUAAGUGGAGAAGAGCCGUCACCUUACAUAAUAUGACCAUCAAGCAGAAAUACCUCAGUCAUUGGAUGUCUGCUGUGCAAUCAAGAAGCAACUCGGCUAGACUCCUGUACCAGCAACAUCUUCGGCAUAAAGGACUCAGUGCAUUCAAAUUUGCUGUAAUGAGCAGCAAAAUCCAGGCUGAACAACUGGAGAUCAGGCUAAAAGUCAUGACCCUUGUCAAGUAUUUUAAGAAGUGGAGCGCCCUCACACAGCUGCGGAAAGAGAAGGAAGCCAUCUUAGAGCAAAUAGCCGAUCAGCAUGUCACUGUCAAAGCAUUCAGUGUCUGGAAAGAAGGCUAUCAUGCGCAGCAGAGAAUGGCCAUUGCAGAUCUUCAUUACAAAGUGGGGCUCUUGUCAAGGUCCCUUGAACACUGGAAGUCCUAUGUUGCCCAUCAGAGAAUGAAGUAUUACCAGAAAGAGCUCGCCAGGGUUCAUCAUGAGGACAGACUGGUCAAGAGAACAUGGGUAACCAUGGCAACCAUCUGUAACGAAAGGCAGAAGGCCAGAAGAAAAUAUAGGUGGACCAUACUAUGUAGAUCUUGGAAGGCUUGGAGACAUGGUAUACAGAUCAUGAAGAUGGAGAAUCUCCAUGACAAUGCCAAGGCUAUAGUCUUCAGAGACAAGGCGAUCCUUCAGAGAUUUUUUGCUGACUGGGCAGAGAGGACCAAGGUUUUGCUGGUGAUCCGCAAGAGAGAGAAAUCGCGACUCAGUCAAGCCUUUGAACUCUGGAAACUGAAGAAUCAAAGGAGAAAGCUCCUCUACAGGAUCCUAGACUCCAAGACUGGCCAAACUCUGAUGAAGAGGGCGCUGUUAGCAUGGAGAAAGCACACUCGGCAGUGUGUAGAGGCACGACGAGAUGGCAUCAGGUUACUUGAGAGGGUACAGAUGAGGGGGGUGAUGUUUGCAUGGCGGUCUUGGACAUGCUCCCAAGUAUUUCUCAGGCUAUCUCUGCAAAAUCACCAGACUGUCAAAGACGUCAAAGCAACAGGCAUCUUCUUCCAACGAUGGAAACUCCGCUGGCUCAGGGCGAGGGCGCUUCGUCGUGGCCUCGAGAGAUGGUCCGAACAUUGCCUAGAGAGGGCAGCAAAGCAUUGGAUACAGCAUGUGAUCGAACGCAGGCAGAGAAUUCAGGCGGAAGAGUUUGCAAGACAGUCGGACAACGCUUGCCUCAGAAGGUCAUUCUCGAAGUGGGUCGAGGCCAAAGGACAAGCUGACUGUGACAGGCAGAGGGCAGCAGACAUGCAGCAUGUCUUGAUCUGCAGUCGUCUUCACAGGAUAUUUCUUGCCUGGAAGCUGGAGAUGAUGGUGACGAGAGCAGUCGGACCGCUUACCGAAAGGAGGAAGGAACGGUGUCUAGCCAAAGCUUUUGACAACUGGAGAUUUGUCGUCAAGAGGAAGAAAAUGGGGCAGAGGUUUGCUAGAAGAUGCAAGGAUACUGUCAUAGCAACGACAUUUAGAUACUGGAGCCAGACAGUAUCUUGUCUCCAAACCAAGCAGGAGCAGGCCUCCUUGGAAGCCAGUCUCGUCCUAGGAUGCUUUCGGGCAUGGCAGAGGCUCAACCAGAGGGAGACAAGCAGGAGAACGGUUGCCAAGCACCAUGAGAUGGGACUCCUUCAGGAGGCUUUCACAUCCUGGAAAGCACAGGCGGAAGUGGCUGAGCUGGAGAGACAGAUUGAAAUGGGAAAUGAGCAAAGAAGGCUUCUCCUUCAGAGGUUGUUCUUCAAAGCAUGGAGGAGAGCCAGCGGUGAGGAGGCAGAGCUGGAGAAAGAGAGAUGCACAGUGAUUCAGGGCAGGAUCGCAUCAUCUACCAUUCUUGAGAUGUGGAGGAGAUGGAGACGAUCGUUGGAGCUUGAACUCACAGCAAGGUCACUUGCUAAGAAUUGUCAACUUCGCAUGCUGAAGGAAGCGUUUCAGUCAUGGCAUCAGCACACACAGCAAAGUAUGUAUGCCGCUGUAGAGAGAUUUCACUCCAGGUUGAAUGAAUCAUGCAGCUCUCUCCAGAGUCCAGACUUUCUAGAACAAUCACCUGCCUGCUCCUUCUUGUCAUCAUCGGCAUCAUCAUCAGCAGCGUCGAUAUUGCAGCUUCAGGCUCAUGGGACACCAUCUUUAUAUGCAUCAUCUCCAUCACCUUUGAGAGAAGUGUCUGUUCAUCUUCUAGAAGAGACCUCUACAGAGUACUUCCAUUCCACGAUGAGCAAGACAGUUCUUGCACCAACUGAGUGUUCCACGAUGAACAAGAGGGUCCCUGGGCCAUCUGAGUGGUCUAGGCCUUCUGAUGAUAUCGAUGCAAGAGGUGUGUUUCCUCCCGGACAAGAUCCCUUCAUGAGCGCCUCACUGGAACACACCAGCGGAACUCCAUCCCCACUCCGGAAUCUACACCUAGGCAUCCUCAGGAGUGAUGAGGUGGAUAGAGAUUUUCCUCUACCAGUAUACUCUGAGGUCAACAGUCAGGGAGAUUUCAGUGAAGGGUCAGACAUCAGUGGACAUCAAGGUGUGGAAUCGUCCGGUAGGAGCGUAGACUCCCAUCGUAGCUGCAACGGCAUCUCCUCCGUCACUGACAGUGGUUACCAUGCCAGUGGGGUCACGGUGAUCUCAAAUGGCGAAUGGCAGAUCGCUGCCAGCAGUGACAGCACUACCAAGAAGAACUCCAAGGACUGUGCCCUUGUCAGUGAUGUGUUACAGCUGUCUCCACACAAGAACAAUAACAACAGUGUAUCCCAGAACAGAGAUGAGUGGUGUGGAUUCACCAUGCCAAGGUCUUCAACUGAGGACCAUCUAGGAUACAGGGGAGAUGACACCAUGUUCCUUGAGGAACAUAGAGCAUCUCCAGGAUAUACCAGGGAAACCAUCCAUGACGUGUCAACAGUACGGAAUACCGGUAACUUAAGUCCACUCAGUCAUCAGGAUGGCUCAGCAUCGUCCAGAUUCGAAGGCAUUCAGAGACAACCUGGCAACGCAAAAGAGAGACUUUCAAAUGGCAUUCUUUACAAUAGUGAUAUGAAUAUGGUGGGUGCCAUUGGAGGAGCGGUGAACAUUACAGCUGAAGUUAAUCCCAAGGUGGAAGAUGAUGUUGUUGAUGAUGAGGACAUUGAAAGCAGUGUUCUUGGAUCUGAGAGCUUGUUUCUUACUCCAGAAAAGUCUGUCUCUCAUAUUACAAAUCAGCAAACACUGAAAGCUAUCAACAAUAAAAAGGUCUAUCUGACGUCUAUCAUCCUUCGUCUUCGGCUGUGGCCUGCCAGUGCUGCUUUCUACCAGUGGCUGGAGUACACCGGUAUGAAGAGGAUUCAUAGACAGUAUAGAUCCCUGGUCGAAGGCAGGAUGAACGAUGCUGAUCUGAGAGCUGCAUUCCAACUAUGGAGACAGCAUAGCAGUGAUCGCCAGCUUGCUUGCAACUUCCAGAACAAGAGGUUACUGGAGAAGUACUUCAGAUCCUGGUCAUAUAUCAAGGAGAGAGAGUCAGAGGAAGAGAGACAGACUUCCUUAGCUGAGCAGCAUGCCUCACACGCACUGCUCAAAUCAAGUUGGAGGACAUGGAAAGAACAUUUCCUACAGAGCUCAUAUCCUAUUGGCCCAAGGCCAACCUGGAGUGCCCAUUUCAGCCAAUCGCAGCUCAUGUCUCAAAACUGUACCGCCUUUCAAACCCAGAUCCACGAAAAGAAUGUGAAAGAAUGUUUGAUGUUCUGGAGAUUAAGAUGGAGGCAGCUACAAGAGGUUGAUUGCUACAGGUCAAAGGUCAUACUCAAGAGGUGCUUGAUUGCUUGGCUGAGCUGGAGUAAAGAGAAGAAUUGGAGAGAGAAAGCUGCCAAGAACUUCCUUGAAGCAAGACUAAAGAAAAUGGCUUUCAAGCACUGGAUGUCACAGCUUGCCAAACAAGACCUGAUCCAUACGCACUACCAAGGAGCAGCCCAAAACCAUCUGUGCCUCAUCAUCAGGGCGUGGCAUAGGUGGGCAGAGACGUCGAAAGGACUCCGCCUCAAACAUCAGGUGGUGGUGCAACGGCGGGAUGCGGCAAUCUUGAAAUGGGCUUGGUUGUCAUGGAAACAGGAGGCGGGGAAAUGCAGACGAGGGCAAGCGUUCCAUGAUAGGAAGAUGCUUCUGAGGAUUUUCCAUGGAUGGCAGUCAGUAACCCUUCAUGCAAAGCAACACAGAGUGAUCAUGCAGUUCAUCCUGUCUCGUAAAAAUCACAGGGUCCUGUCCUCUUGCUUCAGACACUGGCAGAUGGAGUACAAUGCCAGCAAGUUUGCUCAAGUGCAGGAGUGCAGACAGGCGAGGAGAAUGCUGGCAGAGGUACUUGCUACGUGGAAGACGUUUACAGUUGAAAGGCGGCGUGAAAGACAAGAACUUCUGCAUGAGGCUUUCUGGCUUUGGCGAAAUCAACUCCUCGAAGCAAAAAGGAGAAAGCAGGUAGCCCUGUCUGCUGCCACCCAUUGGCGACUUUUGGUGAGGAGGUCAAGAGAGUUGAUGGAGACUAUGAACCUGUUCCGAAGCUCAGUGGAGGAGAGAAGACUGAAACGAACCUUCAUAUGGUGGCAGAGGUCACGGGUCAGCUGUCAGCUUGCGGAUAGUUACCAUAGCAACAGACUCCUCAAAAGAGCCAUGCAAGGAUUGAAAGAGCUACUUCAGAGAUCUCAAGAACAUUGCAACUUGGAAAAACAAUUGACAUCUCAGAAGAGAAAGACAUUGUUGCAAGUGUACUUCAGAAGGUGGAAAGAUAAGCAGUGUCACAUGAUCAACCUUCACAUCACGGCAAUACAGGUCAAAGGUCGGCUGGAAGGAAGGUCACUCUCUUAUGCAUUCCUCACAUGGCGCCUUCUCUAUCGUGAGAGACGGACAGAGCAUAGCUACAGUAAUAAGCUUUUAUUACAGACCUGGCAAACAUGGAGGAGAGUACUCGCCAAUCAGAAAGCCGCGAUCAUGAGAAGAGACAGAGAGAAGUCCCUUCUGAUGCAGGCCUUCCAUGCCUUACGCACCUGGGCCAGAGAUCGGUCUGGGAGGAGAAUCAUUCUGCAUUGUGUUCAGACUAGGAAGAAUCAUUUCAACCUCAAGAUGACCUUUGCUAUGUGGCUUGAUGAGAGCAGGUUGAGGCGGUCAGCUCGGGGUCAUCACAACAUGCAUAUCCAGAGAAAGGUUCUCAUCGCCUGGCGUGGUCUCAUUCAGAAACAGAAGGACUUAACUGCUCUCCACCAGACGGUCACAUCUCAAGUGAAAGAGAGGCGAGUGCGUGAAGCCUUCAGAGUUUGGAAAGACAGUUACUGUGCCAGCCGUCAAGCUGAAGCCAAACUGGCUGCUUUCUUCAAGAGGAAAGAAGCUUCAAUUCUUGAGAAGUGCUUUCGAGACUGGCGACAUAAUGUACUUGAGGUCCAGGCACAGAAUCUAAGAGAGAGGAGGCUAAUGACAUGGGUUGUAGACAGAUGGAGAAGAAGCGUGGAAGGAAAGAAGUUGAUAAGACAGUAUGAGAGUGAGCUAGAAGAGCUUGCAGUGCUACACUGGGAUCAUCGUGUGAGGCAAGGAUACUUCAACAAAUGGAGGUCGGCUCUUGAAGCAUUUAGAGAACAAAGAAGGUGUUUCCUAGAACAGAAAUAUGGUCUCCUGUGGAAACAGCGUGUCACCCAGGCGCUAAUGGCCCAAGCUAUGGCAAGGUAUGGUAGACUAGAGAGAUGCUGGAAAGCUUGGAGGAAAAACUUCAUCAUAGAUCGCAUCUCAAAGGAAAGCUUAGAACAGGAUCAACGCAUACUUUUAAAAAAGGUUUUUCACCGAUGGCACCAAGUAUCCGUUCUACACAGAACAAAACAAGCAUCCCCAGAAUGACUGGAAGUCGGAAAAAAAAUGGCUUGGACUUCUGUCGUGUAAAUUCUUAUACCUCGAUGUUAAUUUCACAGAGAAUAAUAAUCCUCCUCAGCGUCUCAUCCUACUAAAUUCUUCCACGUCUGCAGAGACAAAUCAGCAAGGGAUCGAGGAAACCGAUGUGAAAUCCUGGAUGCCAGAUAGCAAAUAUAUUUUUAUUUUGCUAGUUGCAAAGAGAUUUUUUGGGAUUUCUCCUGAAAAUUACAGAUUUUGUGAGGAUCCGCAGGAAAGUUGAACAUAUUCAUAUAUAAAUAUAUAUGUAUAUUCAUAUUUAAGAUAAUAUUCCAGUGUCUGUGAUGACUUCUCCAUUAGUUAUGGCAACUGCUGAGAAAUCUCUGAGAUCUUGACCGAGGUUGGGAAUGGUGCUUCCCUCUUAAUUCCCUCCAUGUCUACAUUGACAAAUCCGUGAGGGAUUACAAAAACAGGUGUGGAUGCUGCAUAGCAGAUAUAUUUUGAUUUUGUCGAUUGCAAAGACAUCUCGGCGUCUUCUCUGAGACGUUUUGAAAUUACCGAAUUCAAAGGAGUGGCAGGAAAUUCCAACGUUUGAUUUUCUUUGCCAAAGACUUUUUCCAAUUUGUGUGAUAUCUGAGAGACAUAGAUCUGUAUUUUGCGGCAACUGCUGAGACUUUUUUUCAAACAUGUCAAAUCUGCUGGAGAUCUUGCUAAGAGGUUGCGCUCAUGGGUAUUAAUCAUUGAGACUACAUGCUGAAUAUCACGUGAUCGUUGGCACCAAGCAUGAAUUUUCAAGUCACACUUAAAUCUUUGUGAAACACCCCCAGAAAGACUGAUGAGGCGUUGCGGAUAUGCCUCCACGACUCUACUCGACACUGUUUAAACACACUUACAAAACCACAUGGCUGAAAGUGUGCGGACAUCGCUCCUUGUUUUCAAGUCAGGUAUUAAUAAUAAUAAUAGUAAUACUAAUAUAGGAUAAAUUUGAUAGGGCACAUAUCUACCUUGUAAAUGUUAGGUGCUCAAGGUGCUUCUAUAGUACACUGGCGAAGCUAGUCUACAGAUUCCGGUGCUCUCAGCUUUUUGAGGAAUUGCUUCCUGCCGGUACCCAUUUACCUCACCUAGUCAAGUGCAGCACCUUGUGCAACAAUUUCAUGCUAAAAGAUAUGAUGCCGUGGCCGGGAUUCAAACGCGCAACCCUCCGCUUCAAAGUCUGGAGACUGAUCCAAUGAGUCACAACGCCCAACGUGCAGUAUCCUGCAAAAGAUUUUAUCACAGAGACGUCUCCUCCUUUGAUUAUGCCAGGUGAGCAUGGGCCAUCUAUUUGGUUUGAGACGGCUCCUCUACCUCUAGUGCUGUUGCUGAUAAGUCAGAGUCUUGGAGCCAUCAUGGUGAUGUCUGUUGAUGAAACACCAUCUCAUGACGAAAAACUUCCAUUUGAGAACACUAUACCCCAGUGUCCCUUUUCAUCAACUCUCUUCUCCAAGUACGACAAACCCUAACUGCCCCAAGCAAGCAAUUUAAGUAUCAAAACACCUGUUUCUUGACGUCGGUCCGAAGAUAACACAACAGCCCGGCAUAUACAGUCACAGCAGGGGGCCACACACGAUGGGAAACAUGCCGUCAUUUUUAUUCGCUUACUUUCCUUAUUUCGAGGUCGAUUUUCUUCGUUCGAAAAUGGACUAACAUUGGAUUACUGAAUACAAUAUGCCUUUGAAAACGUGAUUAAAUAUCGAAAUCAAUAAUUUCAUUCCGAAGGUCCUACUACAGGCAGAGAAGUCUUACGUAAUAGCACAGCUGUUGUUUAUCUUUUCGUCCUUAGCUCAACGCUCAUAUACUGGCCUGUGGAGGUGAAAUUGAGACAGCGGGGAUUACCCCUGGAUUACCUGGCCAAGCGCGGUUGAUAAGGGUUGGAAAUGAUUAUUGGGAGAUCCAAAUGAAAUUUGGGAGAUUCAAAUGAAAAAUGGGGUAUAACACCGCAGUUUGCAAUCUGAACUGCGGUCUUUCUCCAAACGGGGGUUUGACGUAAUGUGUAUAUAGCAAAGUGAAUUUUAUUUUUAGUCAUGUUUAUUCUCCGUACAUCUCAUUGUAUUGUCAGUAUUUUUAUAUUUUAUUUUGAUCAACACAACAAAUACUCAUGUUUGAAAAAAAAGAUGCACAAAAACCAACCUCGUCUUCCAAAUAAAUUGCAAUGCUACAUAUAUAUGUAUAUAUAGUUUGCCAUAAGUAGAUCAUCAGAAAUUUUUGUGCUACACGUGCUGUUGGAAGUGCUCUUCGUGAAGUAAAGUGAGUACCAUGAACAAAAGACUUUUUAAAAAAGAUGCAAUGUAAAUGUUUGCCUAAAUGUCAGGUGUUCAGAAAAGAUAUAGAGCUUUAAACUUUAUAGAUAGAUUAUAUAAAAAUAAGAGUAUGAAUAUAAAGAAAUACAAAUCAGGCAUAAGAGCAUGAUAACUUGAUAAUAGCCCUUUUGUUUGAUACCAAAUUUUUUAUGGAACAACUAUUUCUGGAGAUUUGACAUGAUUUUUAUUGAUUGACAAUUGGUAUGAAAAUUGCAGGACUUCUUUUUUUUUUUUUUACUUCAACAUCACAUUGUUGAUAGAAAUAUGAAAUGAAAUUUAAGCAUGGAGAAAUAUUCAUGAAAAAAAUUUGAAGAAAUUAGCAGGGAGAGAGAGCUAUACCCUAUGUUUUAAGUGCAAUAAAUGUUCUUAUUCAUGUAUAUAUGAAGCAUUUACCCACGUUUGAAGUAUUUCAGUAGCAUUAUUUUUAUAUGAUUUCUAUUUAUUUCUUGGAUUGACUCUGUGUAAAAACAUAUAUAUAAGAUACUUAUAACAAUUCUUAUAUGAUAUAAAUAGCAGAAGUUGGUCUGUGUUUAUAUUUUCUCGCUGGGAUCUCGUCUCUGACAAUUUUGAUGUUUUAAACUAGUGUACAAUGCUGACAUACAUAGGCCAUGGCAAGCCAUGUUCCUAAUCCCAUUUCUUGAUGACAAUAAUUGCCUUUAACAACACAAACCAUUCUUCAUAUAAAAAAUGAAUUAUAAUAUUUUGUGUUGUUAACAAAAUGAAAUGGGAUGCUUGAAAUCGAGAAAAGGGAUGAAAGAAGACAACAGCUGGCCACACAUAGGCCCCUAUUCUGAAUUCAGGUUUAACUUAGACCAGUCUAACUCUGUGCUAAAAUUAUGGGGAGCCAAAAAUUUAAAAAAUCUGUUUAUAUUGUAUAUUUCUUAUGUUUACUAUUUCAUUCCCUUUUGCUUUCAUAAUGUAGAAAAAUACUUCAGUUAUCAUUCCCAGACAAUUAUGAAUUUCAUUUCAUUUUGCUUUCAUAACGAAGAAAAAUACUUCAGUUAUCAUUCCCAGACAAUUAUGAAUGAUUUAGGUGUCAUAUUAGUUUUAAUUGAAUGUUUACUGCUAGGGAUUCGUGCCCCAAUUGGCUCUCCAUAGUUAAACCACAACUUUACACCAGGGUUUGAUUUAAACCCGAGUUCAGAAUUCGAGCCUUACCGUACAUUGGCAUACGCUGGUUAAAUUAUCCAGGGUCCUGUCUUACAAAGAGUUAUGGAAAUCCAUCAAUAUCAUAAUUUUUUCUAAAGGAAAUUUAUGUAUUGUUCUUUUGUUAACAAAAGUCAACAAUGAAUGUAUGAAUAUACUUCAUAUCAGGAAAACAUUUUGAACAAAACUUGCAUUUUAGAUGUUUGUAUUGCUGGCUUUCCAUAGUUGUGGUUGAUCGGAUCAAUCACAACUCUUUAUAAGACCGGGCCGGGGCCCCGUAACACGGAGGUUAACAAUUAAUCACUAAUAUGAAUGAACAUUCUGAAUGGUUCCUAGUCAGUUCACUGAGCAAAACGCGCAUGCAAUGAUGGUCUUGAUAUGCCAUUUCAUUUAGCGAUUUAUCGGUAACCUUUGUGUCACUGGGCCGUGGUGUGGUAUGCGGUUUAUGAAAACUGGAUCUGCCCCCUGUAUUUCUACGUUUACAUUUAGUUGUAUGUGUAAUUAAUACUUUCUCUUCUGUUCAACAAUCACCUUCACAGUUCUUUUACCUUUUUUUUAACGCAUGUAUGAAUCAUUUAAAUACAUGUACUUGUAUUGUGCAAUUGUAUUGUUGUUCACUGUGCCAACAUGUAGAUUUUGUUGUUUUGACAUUAUUCCAAAGGUUUUGACAAAUAAAUUAUUUGUAUUUUUUUGUAUUAAAUCAAAGAAGUAGAAUGAUAUUUUCUUACAUAUGUCCUUGUUGAAAUUUUGAUUGUGGUGUGUGUGAGUGUGCAUAUUCUCUGACUUUAGAUGAGGCGUAAAAAAGUAUAUUAUGUAGUCCUCAUCUGACCAACUGUAAGAUGCGAAAAAACGGUCACAUUUUUUGUUGGCAUACCCAAAUUAUACAAGUGCAAUGUUUUUGUGAGAAAAAGUCAGAUUUGAGCAAACAAUUAGUAUUCCAUGGCUUAAAAAAAGCACUCAAAUAUUUGUUAUCACUGCAUACAUGUAUUAAUUAAUAAAGUAUCCCAUGCGUGAUUUUCUUUUUUGCAGUGUAGCAGGAAAGGAAUGUCAACUGACUGACCCUACUUUCCAAUUUUGGGCUUAUGAGGGCAGCAGAUCAAUUUUUUUUUAGGCCUAAUGCAAGAUGAAGCCUAAACCUACAGUGUAUUUCAUAUCAUAAUGAUAACAAUAGUGUGGAUUUUGUGGAGUGCACACCACAUAUAAACAUUCAUGGUGCUAGCUCCGCAACUUUUCGCUUUUAUAUGUACAAAUAUAAACAGAUCUACAAAUUAACCUCAAAUCCGAGUAACAUCUGGCAGUCUCGCUCGCAUUAAUACACGAUCAAUACAGCAGCAGUGCAAACUUUCAAAACAACUACC
This is a messenger RNA of Lytechinus pictus (painted urchin), 13206 nucleotides long. RefSeq lists its product as uncharacterized. The transcript has 32 exons. Bases 183 to 8375 code for a protein of 2730 amino acids. Lineage: Eukaryota; Metazoa; Echinodermata; Echinoidea; Temnopleuroida; Toxopneustidae. Gene Ontology annotation, molecular function: phosphatase binding. The record is from RefSeq and is a predicted model, not a curated record.